AUGGAGCCUGGCGAUCGACCUCCGGUGCUGGUAGCCAACCUGGACGUGAUCACCGUCACACACCUGAACAGCACGCCGGUGGCCAACAUGAAGUCACUGCACACCAACGCCACACAGACGCUGGACUUCAGGCACAGGGAAGAGUCGCUGUGUUGGCUCUCGUCCGCGCAGUCCGACGGCCAGCUCUGGUGUGCCUCCAUGACCAAACUAAAAGGGUUUUCAGAGCCGAGGCAGAUACAUGUGGGGCAAAACCUGCAGAAUGUAGAACACAUGGCCAUUGAUUGGCUCACGGGCAACUUCUACUUCGUGGACCGCGUCAGUGAUCGGAUAUUCGUGUGUAAUGAGCUGGGGGAUUCGUGCGUCACCAUCAUCGAUCUGGAUAUCCAGAAUCCUAAAGGGGUUGCUUUGGAUCCCAUGAUGGGCAUGGCACAGGUGCAGGACCGAACAGCCACGGCCCUGGCUCUGGACCUGGUCCGGAAGCUGGUGUACUGGGCCGAUGUCUACCUGGACUACAUUGAAGUGGUGGAUUACGACGGGAGGAACAGACACACGGUCAUCCAGGGCCAGUUGGUGUCACACCUUCAUGGAUUAACUCUCUUUGAAGAUUAUUUGUUUGCAACUUGUGCUGAGCCCUCCCAGGGAACCAAAGUGGACAUUUUGCAGAUAAAUCGCUUUAACGGCACACUCACAAGGACUAUUGUCACGCUGGACACUUCCAAAGCAAUACGCGUGUACCACAAACUGACUCAGCCAACAGUAAAGGGUCAUGCGUGUGAACCCGACUCCUACGGCAAGCGUGGAGGCUGUUCUCACAUCUGUCUGCUCAGCAGCAGCUACAAGACUCGGGUGUGCCGGUGCCGCGCCGGCUUCGCCUUGGGCGCCGACGGCAGGUCGUGCAAAAAACCCAAGAACGAACUGUUCCUGUUCUACGGGAAGGGCAGGCCCGGAGUCAUCCGAGGUCUGGACGUGAAAAAAAACAAUCCGGGCGAUGAGCACAUGAUCCAGAUCGAAGGUCUGGUGAGCCCGAGAGCGCUCGACUUCCACGCCGAAAUGGGCUACAUCUACUUCGCCGACACCACCAGCUUCCAGAUUGGCCGACAGAAAAUUGAUGGCACCAGCCGUGAAACUAUCCUGAAGGAUGACCUUGAUAACGUGGAGGGGAUUUCGGUGGACUGGAUCGGGAACAACUUGUACUGGACCAACGACGGCUACAGGAAGACGAUCAGUGUGGCUCGGCUGGAGAAGGCGGCCCAGAUCCGGAAGACCCUCCUGGAAGGAGACAUGACUCACCCCAGGGCCAUCGUAGUGGACCCACUCAACAGCUGGAUGUACUGGACAGACUGGGAGGAGGACGAGGUGAACGACAGCAUCGGUCGGAUCGAAAAGGCGUGGAUGGACGGGUCACACCGCCAGAUCUUCGUCACGUCUCACAUGCUGUGGCCCAACGGGCUGGCCCUGGACCAUGCGUCCGGCGCCCUGUACUGGUGCGACGCCUACUACGACCACAUCGAGCGCAUCUUCCUCAAUGGCACCCACAGAACGGUGGUGUAUAAUGGUAAAGAAGUCAACCACCCAUUCGGGAUCACUCACCAUCUGAACUACGUGUUCUGGACGGAUUACAUGAACGGGUCCAUCUUCCAGCUCAACCUGCAGACGGGGCAUGUGAAUCUCAUGAGGAGUGAGAGGCCUCCACUGUUUGGACUGAGAGUGUAUGAUGCUCAAAGCCAGCAAGGUGAACACUUUUUUUUGUUAUUAUUACAUUUUUUUCUGUCUUCUCCCUGUCUGUUACUCUCUCCCUGGGUGUCUUAUACCCGUCUGUCUCUUUCAAACUCUCAGACCUGUCAGGCUAACACAUACCCCUGUCUGAACGGGCGCUGCAUCCCUGUCAGUUGGGCCUGCGACCGGGACGACGACUGCGGCGACAACUCCGACGAGCCACCGUCCUGUGUUUUCCCUACAUGUGAACCACUCACACAGUUCAGCUGCUCCAAUGGCAAAUGCAUUAGCGUGAAAUGGCACUGCGAUUCAGAGGAUGACUGUGGGGACGGCAGCGAUGAGCUGGGCUGCGUCCAUGCCUGCUCCAACGCCCAGUUCCAGUGCCACAGUGGGAAGUGUAUCCCAGAGCACUGGGUGUGUGACGGGGACAACGACUGCGGAGACCUCAGCGAUGAGAACGGCACAUGCAAGGGCACAGUGGCCACGGCUCCGGUGAGUGAGUGCGGUGAGGGGGAGUACCACUGCGUCGCCGACGGCACCUGCAUCCCUGAGCGCUGGCGCUGCGAUGGGGACAAGGACUGCGAGGAUGCCAGCGACGAGACACACUGCCAAGGCACCCGCCGCGUCUGUGACCCCCAGGCCAAGUUCACCUGUAAACUCUCAGGGAAGUGUAUCAGCCGCAGUUGGGUGUGCGACGGCGACCACGACUGCGAGGACCACUCGGACGAGGAGGGCUGUGAGGUGCCCGCGUGUAAACCCCCACGCCACCCCUGUGCCAACGACACGUCUAUCUGCCUGCCCCCCGAGCGCAUCUGCAACGGCCGCAGAGACUGUGCUGACCACUCGGAUGAGGGGCCCUUCUGCGAUGAAUGCUCUGUGAGGAACGGAGGAUGUAGCCACCAGUGCUCUUUGGCCCCAGGCAGAGGGGUGGUGUGCUCCUGUCCCACGGGGCUCCAUCUUGGCUCAAACGACCGCAGUUGCGAGGCGGUAGACUACUGCACCAAGCACCUGAAGUGCAGCCAGGUGUGCGAACAGUACAAGAGCACGGUCAAGUGCUCCUGCUACCCCGGCUGGAGGCUGGACCCCGAUGGCGAGGAGUGCCACAGCACAGAUGCCUUUGAGGCUUUCAUAAUCUUCUCCAUCCGCCACGAGAUCCGGCGCAUAGACCUGCACCAUCGCGACUACAGCCUGCUGGUGCCGGGCCUCAGGAACACCAUAGCCCUGGACUUCCACUUCAACCAGAGCCUGCUCUACUGGACCGACGUGGUGGAGGACAAGAUCUACAGAGGGAAGUUAGCAGAGGCCGGAGGGGUAAUUGGGGUGGAGGUGGUGGUGCAGCACGGCCUGGCUACCCCAGAGGGUCUGGCUGUGGACUGGGUGGCAGGGAACCUGUACUGGAUCGACAGCAACCUGGACCAGAUCGAGGUGGCCAAGCUGGACGGAGACAUGAGAAGCACCCUCAUCGCAGGGGGCAUGGAGCAUCCUCGAGCCAUCGCCCUGGACCCAGGCCAUGGUGUCCUCUUUUGGACAGACUGGGACGCCACGUUCCCCCGCAUCGAGGGCGCGUCCAUGAGCGGCGUGGGCCGCCACGUGGUCUUCAGGGACAUGGAGAUGGGAGCCUGGCCCAACGGCCUCACGCUGGACCACGUGGAGAAGAGGGUCGUCUGGACGGAUGCGCGCUCUGAUGCCAUCUACUCUGCCCUGUACGAUGGCAGCGGGCUGAUUGAGAUCCUCAGGGGGCACGAGUACCUGUCGCAUCCCUUUGCUGUGAGCCUGUUCGGGGGCAGUGUGUAUUGGACAGACUGGAGAACCAACACGCUGACCAGGGCCAACAAAUGGACCGGGGCCAAUGUGACAGUGAUCCAGAAAACAAGCGCCCAGCCUUUCGACCUGCAAAUAUUUCACCCAAGCCGCCAGCCACAAGCUUCAAACCCCUGCAGGGCAAACAGUGGCAGGGGACCCUGUUCCCACCUGUGUCUACUCAACUCCAACCGCACGGCCUCCUGCUCCUGCCCCCACCUCAUGAAGCUGUCCGCAGACAACACGUCCUGCAUGUCGCUGAAGAGGUUUCUGUUGUACGCGCGGCGAUCGGAGAUCCGCGGAGUCGACAUUGACAACCCUUACUUCAACAUAAUCACCGCCCUAACCGUGCCUGACAUCGACGACGUCACAGUGGUGGAUUACGACUCGGCGGAGGAGCGAAUCUAUUGGACGGAUGUGAAAACUCGCACCAUAAAGCGUGCAUUCAUCAACGGCACAAUGAUUGAGACCGUCAUAUCUGGAGAUCUGUUCAAUGUGAGAGGCCUGGCGUUGGACUGGCUGUCCAGGAACAUGUACUGGCUGAGCUCGGAGAAUGACGAGACCCAGAUCAAUGUGGCUCGCUUGGAUGGUUCACUGAAGACCUCUGUUGUCCACGGGAUUGACAAACCCAAGUGCCUAGUGGUGCAUCCAGUCAAAGGGAAGAUAUAUUGGACUGAUGGAAAUACGAUAAACAUGGCAAACAUGGACGGAAGCAACAGCAAGAUCCUUCAUCAGAAUCAAAAAGAGCCCGUUGGCCUGUCCAUAGACUUCCCAGACGGUAAGCUCUACUGGAUCAGUUCAGGGAACGGCACCAUCAACCGCUGCAACCUCGACGGAGGCAGCCUGGAGGUGAUCGAGGCCAUGAAGAAAGAGUUAAUGAAAGCCACAGCACUGGCCGUUAUGGGGACUAAACUGUGGUGGGGAGAUGACAUAUCAGCUCAGAUGGGGACGGUGGACAAGAUGGACGGCAGGAAUGCUGUUAUCAUGAGGAACAAGACGACUGGGGUAGUCCACAUGAAGGUUUACGAUCAGGAAAGCCAGAAAGGGCAAAACCCUUGUCAGGUUAAGAAUGGCGGCUGCACACAGCUCUGUUUCCCCACGUCAGAGACCUCUAGGACCUGUGCGUGCACCAUGGGCUACAACCUCAAGAGGGACCGCGUGUCAUGUGAAGGAGUGGGCUCGUUCCUGCUCUACUCAGUGCACGAGGGCAUCCGAGGCCUCUCUCUAGACCCCAGUGAUAACUCUGAAACCCUCAUGCCAGUCACAGGCUCAGUGUUUACAGUGGGGCUGGACUUUCAUGCAGGUAAUGACACCGUGUAUUGGACAGACAUGGGCUUAAACAAACUGUCCCGAGCCAAGCGUGAUCAGACAUGGAGGGAAGACAUUAUCACCAGUGGCCUCGGGAGAGUUGAGGGCGUAGCCGUGGACUGGAUCGCAGGUAAUAUUUACUGGACGGACCACGGCUUUGGUCUCAUAGAGGUAGCUCGUCUCUCCGGUAUGUACCGGGCAGUGGUGAUCUUCGAAGGACUCGAUCAGCCCAGGGCCAUUGCUCUGCACCCAGUGAAAGGGUUCAUGUUCUGGACCGAAUGGGGCCAGACCCCUCGCAUCGCCAGGGCUCGCCUGGACGGAUCCGAUCAAACCACGCUGGUUAACACUGGUGUCACCUGGCCGAACGGGAUCUCCAUCGACUAUGAGAUAGAGAGGAUCAACCUUGAGAGCGGCGAGAGUCGAGAGAUUGUACUGUCAGCGAGCAAUGCGGAUAUGUUUGCUGUGGCAGUCUUCGGGGCUUACGUCUACUGGUCUGACAGGGCACAUGCCGACGGCUCUAUCCGCCGCGGCUCCAAGAGUGACGCCAGCGACACACAGACCAUCCGAAGCGGCCUCGGAGUCAACCUGAAAGACGUCAAAGUUUUUAACAAAGUCCGGGAGAAAGGUACGAACCCCUGUGGGCGUAACAAUGGUGGCUGCCAGCAGCUGUGUUUCCACCUGGGUGGCAGCAGGCGGACAUGCGCCUGUGCCCACGGUUACCUGGCUGAGGACGGGCUCCGGUGCCACCGGUACCACGGCUAUCUGCUCUACUCCGAGAGAACCGUUCUCAAGAGUGUCCACCUGUCCGACGAGGGGAACCUCAACUCUCCGGUCAGGGCCUUCGAGAACCCGGCCUACUUUAAGAACGUCAUUGCGCUGGCUUUUGACUACCAGCAGCAGACAGCAGGAACCAAUCGCAUCUUCUUCAGUGAUGUCAAUUUUGGGAAUAUACAGAUGAUCAACGACGACUGGACAGGGCGACAAAUCAUUGUUGAAAACGUGGGGUCGGUGGAGGGCCUGGCGUACCACCGCGGCUGGGACACGCUCUACUGGACCAGCUCCACCAGCGCCACCAUCAGCAGGCACACCAUCCAGCCCGGGCCCCACGCCGCCUUCACCAAGGAGCCCGUGGUCAUCAUGGCCGAGGACGACCACCCGCACGUGCUCGCCCUCGACGAGUGUCAAAACCUGAUGUUUUGGACUAACUGGAAUGAGCAGCGCCCCUGCAUCAUGAGGUCGACCCUGGCAGGGAAGAACAUCCGGGUCAUCGUCAGCAGUGAGAUCGCAACCCCUAACGGACUCACCAUUGACCACAGGUCCGAGAAGCUGUACUUCUCGGACGGAAGUCUGGGGAAGAUCGAGAGAUGUGAUUACGAUGGAUCCCACAGAUAUGUGAUUGUGAAGUCCGGUCCGGGGACCUUUUUUGGCCUGGCUAUUUUUGGGGACUUCAUCUUCUGGUCCGAUUGGGUGCGCAGGGCCGUGCUCCGCUGCAGUAAGUUCACAGGUGGGGACAUGAGAGUUCUCCGCGCCGACAUCCCCCACCAGCCAAUGGGCAUCGUUGCCGUCGCCAACGACACCAACAGCUGUGAGCUGUCCCCCUGUAGGGUCAUGAAUGGGGGGUGUCACGACCUCUGCCUUUUGACCCCGCACGGCACGGUGAACUGCAGCUGUAGAGGUGAACGCGUGCUGCUGGAUGAUAACCGAUGUGUAUCCAGAAACUCAUCUUGCAACAUCCACAGUGAGUUUGAGUGCGGAAAUGGAGAGUGUAUUGACUACCAGCUGACGUGUGAUGGGAUUGCACACUGCAAAGACAAGUCAGAUGAGAAAAUGCAAUACUGUGAAAACCGAAGGUGCAGACAGGGCUUCAGGCCCUGCUACAACCAGCGCUGCGUGGCCAACAGCCUCUUCUGUGACGGAGUUGACCACUGUGGGGAUAACUCGGACGAGGUCUUCUGUAACAAUUCAACAUGCGCCUCCUCGGAAUCCCGCUGUCAGGACGGCGCUUGCGUCCCACGCUCGGCCUGGUGCAAUCAGAUUAUCGACUGCGGCGACGCCUCUGAUGAAAAGAGCUGCGAUAACAUGAGCUGCGCAGAUUACUACCAGCUGGGCGCGAAGGAGACGCCGUUCCUCAGCUGCAACUCCACCUCCCUGUGCAUCCACCCGUCCUGGGUCUGCGACGGAGCCAACGAUUGUGGGGAUUACGCCGAUGAAACCCGUUGCCAGGCGUCUGUUGGACACACGUGUGAGGACGGACACUUUGCGUGUCCCAGCGGAAACUGCAUCUCCAGCGUGUGGCUGUGCGACGGACAGAAAGACUGCGAGGACGGAGCCGAUGAGUUUCAGUGCGACUCCUCGUGUCUGUGGAACCAGUUCGCCUGCUCCAAACACAAGUGCAUUGCCAAGCAGUGGCUUUGCGAUGGCGAGGACGACUGCGGAGACGGCUUGGACGAGAGCGAAGGGAUUUGUGGAUCGGUGACGUGUGGAGCUGGUCUGUUCAGCUGCCCCGGCUCCUAUGCGUGCGUGCCCAGGCGCUGGCUCUGUGACGGGGAGAGGGAUUGUCCCGACGGCAGUGACGAGCUGGCUGCAGCUGGCUGCGCUCCGAACACCACAUGUGGAGAAGGGACAUUCCGCUGUCACAAUCAGAAGUGCAUCCCCAGACAGUACGUCUGCGACCAUGACGACGACUGCGGCGACGGCUCUGAUGAACACCCGCAAUGUGAAAGUUUGUGCAACGGCUCCUUCUUCAUGUGUGCCAACGGGCGCUGCGUGCCGCUGGCCAGCGUGUGUGAUCGCCGUGACGACUGCGGAGACCGCUCGGACGAGAGGAACUGCAACGUCAACGAGUGUCUUAACCGACGUAUCAGCGGCUGCUCACAGGACUGCCAGGACCUGCCUGUGGGAUAUAAGUGCAAGUGUUGGGCCGGGUUCUACCUGAAGAACGAUGGAAAGAGCUGUGUGGACAUAGACGAGUGUCUGUCCAGUGUGCCCUGCAGUCAGCAGUGUGUGAACACCUACGGCUCCUACAAGUGCCUGUGUGCGGACGGCUACCAGGCUCCAGCAGCCCAUCCACACAGCUGCAGGUCCACCUCAGCUGAGGAGCCUUUCCUCAUUCUUGCUGACCACCACGAGAUCCGGAAGAUCAGUGUUGACGGUUCCAAUUACACCCUCCUAAAACAGGGCCUCAACAGCAUUAUUUCUAUUGACUUUGACUACAAGAAGGAGUUCAUCUAUUGGAUUGACUCGAGUCGGCCAAGCGGGCGGAGGAUAAAUCGGAUGCGACUGAAUGGCAGCGACCUCAAGAUAGUCCACAGGAGUUCAGUGCCUAGUGCCCUGGCUGUGGACUGGAUUGGGAAGAACUUAUACUGGUGUGACGCGGAGAAGAAGUCCCUCGAGGUGUCGAAAGCCAACGGCCUGUACCCCACCACCCUUCUCAGUGCUGGAGUGAGGAACCCAGUCAGCCUGGCUUUGGACAUCCAGACUGCACAUGCUUUCUGGAUCGACUGCUGUGAGGCUCCCUACAUCGGCCGUGUCGGACUGGACGGUAGCCACCCAGACAUGAUCGUCAACGCUGAGAUGUACAACCCCACGGCUCUAGCCAUCGACUACGUCAACAACAGGCUGUACUGGGCAGACGACAGUCACAUCAUGUGUGCAAACACUGAUGGCUCCAGGAGACACAAAGUCCCUAAUGAAGACAUCCACGGGGUGCUGAGCCUGGCCCUCUUUGAGGACUUCAUCUACUGGACGGAGGAGAAGUCCAAGGCCCUGAGCCGCGCGCACAAGACCUCCGGGAGCCAGCGCGCCGACCUCCUCAGCUCCUGGCAGCCAAUCAGAGACAUCAAGGUGUACCAUCCCUAUCGCCAGCCCGAUGUGCCAAAACACCAGUGCCAGGUGGCAAACGGCGGGUGCAGCCACCUGUGCCUGCUGGCGCCAGGGGGGCACUACAGGUGCGCCUGCCCCACCCACUUCUAUCUGGCGGCCGACAACAAGACCUGCCUGUCCAACUGCACCGCCAGUCAGUUCCGUUGCGGUACCGAUGAGUGUAUUCCUUUCUGGUGGAAAUGUGACACGGUGGACGACUGUGGUGAUGGUUCCGACGAGCCUGCAGACUGCCCUGAGUUUAAGUGCCAGCCGGGACGCUUCCAGUGCGGGACGGGUCUCUGUGCUCUUCCCCCCUUCAUCUGCGACGGAGAGAACGACUGCGGAGACAACUCCGACGAAGCCAACUGUGAUACCUACAUCUGCCUGUCAGGUCAGUUCAAGUGCACCAAAAAGCAGAAGUGCAUCCCUCUGAACCUGCGCUGCAACGGGCAGGACGACUGCGGAGACGGGGAGGACGAGACCGACUGCCCUGAGAGCACGUGUUCUCCGAACGAGUUCCAGUGCAAGACCACAAUGCAUUGCAUCUCCAAGCUUUGGGUGUGUGACGAAGACCCUGACUGUGCGGACGGCUCGGACGAGGCCAACUGUGACGAGAAAACCUGCGGCCCUCAUGAGUUCCGCUGCAAGAACAACAACUGCAUCCCCGACCACUGGCGCUGCGACGGCCAGAGCGACUGCGGAGACAACUCAGACGAGGAGAGCUGCAAGCCGGUCACGUGCAACUCCAAGGACUUCGUCUGUGCGAAUGGAGAGUGUAUCUCCGCACGCUUCCGCUGCGAUGGAGACUAUGACUGCAGGGACAACUCGGAUGAGAAAGACUGUGUGAGCCACUGCUCGACCAACCAGUUCCGUUGCCACAACAACCUCUGCAUCUCCAGCAAGUGGCUGUGUGACGGGCAGGAGGACUGCAAGACGGGCGAGGACGAGCUCAACUGCCUGGGCACCGCGUCUCCUUCUUGCUCCUUAAACGAGUAUGUUUGCUCCAGCGGAGGGUGUGUCUCUGCAGCGCUCAGGUGCGACGGCCACGACGACUGUUCCGACGGCUCUGACGAGCUGGACUGUACCCGUGAGUGCAGGGAGGAUGAGUUCCUGUGCCGUAACCGUGCCCACUGCCUGCCCAUGCGCUGGCGCUGUGAUGGCAUCUAUGACUGCGUGGACCACAGCGACGAGGACAGCUGUGACCACGGAGUGCAUCUGUGCCGCGCAGACGAGUUCGUCUGCAACAACACGCUAUGCAAGCUUCAUAUCUGGGUGUGCGAUGGGGCGGAUGACUGUGGAGACAACUCCGAUGAAGAUGCCGAAAUGUGUGCCAAGCUGCCGUGUCCUCCCACCAGAGCCUUCCGCUGCAGGAACGCUCGGGUGUGUCUGCAUCCCGAACAGCUCUGCAAUGGAGCCGAUGACUGCGGAGACAACUCCGACGAGGAAGAGUGUGAGAAUGUGGUGCGCAGGCCCAGGCCGUGUGGCAAGGCUGAGUUCAGCUGCAGUAACCACCGCUGCAUCCCGGCGGAGCUGCAGUGUGACCUGUUCGAUGACUGUGGGGACGGGGGCUCCGAUGAGCAGGAGUGCAAGGCCUUGGCCAUGGAAGACGCGUGCCGCGGGAUAGCCAACUUAUGCGGCGAAGAGGCGCUCUGCAAUCAAUCACGGCCCAAUUCAGUGUGCCAGUGCAAAGCAGGCUUUCAGCGGAAUCUAAGGAGCAAGCAAUGCGAAGAAGUCAACGAGUGUCUGGCCUUUGGCACCUGCUCCCACUACUGCUACAACACUAAGGGCUCCUUCAAGUGCACCUGUGACAGGAACUUUAAAGAGAUCGACGGCGAAUGUGUCACCAAAGGCCCAGAAGACCAGCUGCUGUACAUCGCCAACGACACCGAGAUCCAUAGUUUUGUGUACCCGUUCCAUCAGAGCCACGGCCACGAGCUAGUGGCCAGCAUCGAAGACAGCGCCCGCAUCAUCGGCAUGGACGCUCUCUACCAGCGGCACACGUUCGUCUGGGCCACGCAGUUCAACCCGGGGGGGAUAUUUUACAGAGACAUCCAGGAACACAGUCUGUCAAACAGUGGCAUUGUAUGUCCAGACUUCCGGCGCCCGCGGGACGUCUCGGCCGACUGGGUGACGGGGAACAUCUACUGGACGGACCACUCGCGCAUGCACUGGUUCAGCUACUACACGGCCCACUGGAGGAGGCUCCGCUACUCCAUCAACGUGGGGCAGCUGGGCGGACCCAACUGCACUCGGCUGGUCACCGACAUCGCCGGCGAGCCCUUCUCCAUCACUGUGAACCCAGUGCGAGGGAUGAUGUACUGGACCGUGAUUGGUGACCACUCCCAAAUCGAGGAGGCAGCUAUGGAUGGGACCAUGCGGCGGGUCCUGCUGGAGAAGAACCUGAGGAAGCCCACAGGUUUGGCCAUCGACUACUUCAACCAGCGCCUGUACUGGGCAGACGCCGAGCUGUCAGUCAUCGGGAGCGUGCGCUUCGACGGCUCGGAUGUGGUGGUGGCUGCCAGCAGCCGACACGGCAUUUCCCAACCCUUUCGCAUCGACCUGUUUGAGGACUACAUCUACGGGACCGGGGUCAAGCACGACGUGUUCCGCGUCCACAAGUACGGCAAGCACCCCGUGGAGAGACUGCAGCUGGGAACGGAGAAGGCAUCCAGCGUCCUCGUCUUCCAUCGCUUCAAACAACAAGACGUCUCUAACCCGUGCGUGAAGAUGAGCUGUGACUUCAUGUGCCUGCUCAACCCUAGUGGUGCCAUGUGCGUCUGCCCGGAGGGGAAGAUCCUCGUCAACCGAACAUGCACUGAAACCAACAUCUCUGGGGAGCUGUGCCGGCCGGCGUGUGAGAACGGGGGCCGGUGCGUGACCAAUGAGAAGGGCGAGUCUCGCUGCUACUGCUGGCCCAACUUCUCUGGGGAGAGGUGUGAAGUAAACCACUGCAAAGAGUACUGUCACAACGGAGGAACCUGCUCUGGCUCACCCCUGGGGAGGCCGACGUGCCGCUGUGCCACGGGCUUCACGGGCCCGCAGUGCGAGAGGCGCGUGUGCGACGGCCACUGCUUGAACGGCGGCACCUGUGACGUGAGCCUGGGCAACCAGCCCGUGUGCCGCUGCCUGGCCGAGUACACCGGGGACCGCUGCCGCUACCAUAUCUGUCACCACUACUGUGUGAACUCCAAAGCCUGCACGCUGUCCAGCACGGGCCAUGUGGAGUGUGUGUGUCCCACGCAGUACGAGGGGGUGAAGUGUGAGGCGGACAGGUGCCUGCGCUGCCACGGGGCGCCCUGUAUAGUCGACCACGACUCGGGCGACGUGUCCUGCAACUGCACCACUGGCAGGAUAGCCUCCAGCUGUCAGCUGUGCGACGGCUACUGCUACAACGGCGGAACCUGCCACCUCGACCCCGAGACCAGCCUGCCGUUCUGCCACUGCACGGGCGCGUUCAAAAACCAGCGCUGCGACGAGCGGGCCAACCCGUGCGAUUACUACUGUCAGAAUGAGGGGAUUUGCACGUUAACUGCCUUUAACAAACCCAGCUGCAAGUGUUCAGCAAACUGGUCUGGCACACAGUGUGAGAAACCUGCGCCCAAGAGCAGCCGCUCCGACAACAUCAGUGGGAGAAGCAUAGCCAUCAUUGUGCCACUAGUUCUCCUAGUGAUCAUUGUCACGACGGUGGUGGUGGGUCUGCUCAUCUGCAAGAGAAGACAGAGGGGCAAGAGAGUGCAGAGACAACCGAUGGCCAAUGGGGGUCUGAACGUGGAGAUCGGCAACCCGUCCUACAACAUGUACGAGGUGGACCACGACAAUCACGCCGUCGCUGGCAACCUGCUGCACCCCAACUUCACUCUGGACCCACACAAGGGCUGGUGUGUGAGAUCCAGUGAACCUCCUCGCUGUGUGCCAGUCCACCCUGUCCCUGUGGUGAAGGAGAUGAUUCCAGGACAGGCGUUAAAUUACUCCAACCCGGUCUAUGCCAAGAUGUACAUUGACGGACAGCACUGUCGAAAGCCGGUGAUCAACAUGGACGAGAGGAGAGAGCUACUCCCAAAGAGGCUGGAGGUGGCCAUCCGCGAGACGGCCGCGUAGCGUAACCCCCUUUUUACCACCGCUGCUUUUAUACGCUCUAUACAGAUGUACAGAAGAAAGAAAAAGACAAAAUAACAAUAAAAAGACAACAACAAAAAAAAAAAGACUUUUCUAUGUUCCGGCCGAUUGGGAAACGCAUUUCCUUCUGUUUCUUUAUCAGUUACCUCCACCUCAACGUUACCGGUCCAACAGUCCUAUGAGUCAUGGAUGUGUGUUGCUUCGUCCUCAUAACAUACAGAGUAUAUGCCGAUGCACUAUACAGACACAACACAACACAACACAACAUAAGAUAUUAUGCUGCUGAUACACCAACUAUUGUAUUGUUGUAUUCACUUUGGGUUGACGGAGAUAGAAGUUAUUCAGUAUUCAUCGUUAUUUCUGUAGAAGUUGUUUAAAGAAUUCAUAUGUGCACAGUUUUGCCUUUGGUAACUAAUUUACCAAUACAUCGAUUAUAUGCCCAAGUUGCCUAUCCCAUAUAUCAGAUUAUUGCAUAGGAACAAACCUCUUUUUACAUGAACUCACACAGUAUAGGUUUUUUGUUUGUUUGUUUGUUUAAUUUUAAAUUGAAUUAAUUGCUGUUUACUUGUGUGUGCAUCUGUCUGUUGAGGCCAAUGUUUAUUUAUUGUCAUUUUUGUGAUUUCAUAGAUUUUUAUCAUUAAAAAAUAUGACAUCUCUCCAAUUCUUGCUAGGAAGGCCAUAUGCAAGUUUCUUUUGUUCUUUUCCAUCACUGUUGCCCGGUAUUUAUAGAUACAUAUCUUAGCAGUUAGCCACAGCCAUGUCAACCUGUCACUAAGCUGUCACCAAAUUGUUUACAACUUUGUGUCAUCACGGUCGAAAGAUAAUUCUAAAUCCAGUCAUUUGAGGUUUGCUUUGGUUGAGCUGUCUGUACGGGACUGAUUGAAGACACACAUGAAACAAAAUGGGUUCAUCGCAUUUUUAUUUCAGAGACACUGAAGAACCAAAACCAUUUGCGCCAUCUUUACCAGAAAAAUAAUAUGUACACGCACAUAGAUUUACAAAGUUUUAUAAUUUUGUAUUUGAUUUAUAUGUCCAGUUGGCUUGUAUUUUAAGGAAGUGUAUUAAAUGUGGUACUUUUAUACGAAAUGUACAGUACAUCAAUAUAAAAUAAAAAAGGGUUUUAUUGCCAUUGAGAUGAA
Messenger RNA from Clupea harengus (Atlantic herring), 13940 nucleotides. RefSeq names its product low density lipoprotein receptor-related protein 1Ba. Gene Ontology annotation, molecular function: hormone binding; protein binding; calcium ion binding. The record is from RefSeq and is a predicted model, not a curated record. Lineage: Eukaryota; Metazoa; Chordata; Actinopteri; Clupeiformes; Clupeidae. Gene Ontology annotation, biological process: receptor-mediated endocytosis. Gene Ontology annotation, cellular component: signaling receptor complex; plasma membrane; apical plasma membrane.